AUGCAUCAUCACCACCAUCAUAGAAGACCACGGAUUGCAUAUGAUACAAAUUCUAAUUAUAUGCAAACUGAUUUGCCGAUGAAAAUUCUAGGAGUGCAGAGCAACAAAGAUGAAUCCACUGAUGUUACUCCAGAUCUUAAGUCCCUUCAAGAGAUGAUCAAAAUAGGAUAUCCUCUUCUUGUCAACGAAUCUUUAACUGAUGGACAAGAGAAACUUAGAUAUCAUGUUAACAAAACGCAAGGUCGUUAUUAUGUCACAUUCGAAACAGUUAAAGUAUCCCAAGAAGGAAAAGAAUUCAAAGCAUUUUUCCGUAAAGGUUAUGUCGAUGUCAAAUAUGAAGCAUUAACUGAGAUAAGACCCAAUCCAAGAUGCAAAUUCAUUAGACAAACGAAACGCAUUCCAAGACCUCUUACACAACAUGAAAUUCAAAUAAUUAUGACCAUUGUCAGGGAAAAAAUUUUUUCAUCAUUAAAUUAA
This is a messenger RNA of Trichomonas vaginalis G3, 477 nucleotides long. RefSeq lists its product as uncharacterized. Lineage: Eukaryota; Parabasalia; Trichomonadida; Trichomonadidae. The transcript has a single exon. The record is from RefSeq and is a predicted model, not a curated record. The coding region runs from base 1 to 477 and encodes 158 amino acids.